This is a messenger RNA of Eruca vesicaria subsp. sativa (arugula), 1611 nucleotides long. The record is from the annotation of a GenBank genome assembly. Lineage: Eukaryota; Viridiplantae; Streptophyta; Magnoliopsida; Brassicales; Brassicaceae.
CGUCGUCUUACAGAGAGCUCCUCUGAGAUUGAGAGAUUUCCCCAAAAAUGGCGGAAAGCAAAGAGAACUACGACCUAACCCCUCGAGUAGCACCAAACCUAGACCGUCACCUGGUGUUUCCCAUACUCGAGUUCCUACAAGAGCGUCAGCUUUACCCCGAUGAGCAGAUCCUCAAGUUCAAGAUCGAGCUUUUGAACAAGACCAACAUGGUUGAUUACGCCAUGGACAUCCACAAGAGUCUUUACCACACCGAAGACGCUCCUCAAGAUAUGGUGGAGAGGAGAGCUGAGGUUGUGGCGAGGCUUAAGUCUCUGGAGGAGGCGGCUGCUCCGCUUGUGACGUUCCUUUUGAACCCUAAUGCUGUUCAGGAGCUAAGAGCUGAUAAGCAGUACAAUCUCCAGAUGCUCAAGGAACGUUACCAGAUUGGUCCAGACCAGAUUGAGGCUUUGUAUCAGUACGCUAAGUUUCAGUUUGAAUGUGGUAACUACUCUGGUGCUGCUGAUUACCUCUACCAGUACAGGACGCUUUGCUCUAACCUUGAGAGAAGUUUAAGCGCCUUAUGGGGGAAGCUUGCUUCUGAGAUUUUGAUGCAGAACUGGGACAUUGCACUUGAAGAGCUCAACCGUGUUAAAGAAAUUAUUGAUUCUAAGAGUUUUUCAUCGCCGUUAAACCAGGUUCAGAACAGGAUUUGGUUGAUGCAUUGGGGUCUUUACAUCUUCUUUAACCAUGAUAAUGGAAGGACACAAAUCAUUGAUCUUUUUAUCCAGGACAAGUAUCUGAAUGCGAUACAAACUAGUGCUCCACACUUACUGCGUUACUUGGCAACUGCUUUCGUUGUCAACAAAAGGAGAAGGCCUCAACUGAAAGAAUUCAUCAAGGUCAUUCAACAAGAGCACUACUCCUACAAAGAUCCUAUUGUGGAGUUCCUGGCAUGUGUGUUUGUCAAUUAUGACUUUGACGGGGCUCAGAAGAAGAUGAAAGAGUGUGAAGAGGUCAUUGUGAAUGAUCCAUUCCUUGGAAAGCGAGUUGAUGAUGGAAACUUUUCAACUGUGCCGCUGAAAGAUGAGUUUCUUGAAAAUGCACGGCUGUUUAUCUUCGAAACCUACUGCAAAAUUCAUCAGAGAAUUGACAUGGGGGUUCUUGCUGAGAAAUUGAACCUGAACUAUGAGGAGGCAGAGAGAUGGAUUGUGAACCUUAUCCGUACCUCUAAGCUUGAUGCCAAGAUUGAUUCCGAGUCAGGAACCGUAAUUAUGGAGCCUACUCAGCCCAACGUGCAUGAGCAGUUGGUAAACCACACCAAAGCCUUAUCAGGAAGGACUUACAAGUUAGUGACUCAGCUCUUAGAACACUCGCAGGGGCAAGCAGCUCGGUAAUCACACCUAUUUUUUCCCGUCGAAUCUAUCUUUGACCCUUGUCUUGAUAAGCCUUGCUUUCUUGUCACUCGAAUCAGUUGUUUUUUUGCUUUGAAUUUGCCUUCACUUCGCAAACAUGUCUACACACUUUCAUUUUGCAAAAGUUAUAUUUACUGUUGGAUUCGUACAUUGCUUCUACAUUGAGCAUACAUAUCACAAGUGUAGCCUUUCAAAAUUAUAAAUUACACCACGAGUCCAA